Molecule: messenger RNA, 1146 nt
Organism: Heterobilharzia americana
Lineage: Eukaryota; Metazoa; Platyhelminthes; Trematoda; Strigeidida; Schistosomatidae
Source: the annotation of a GenBank genome assembly
AUGUCAGAAAUCCAGACUGAAGCACUGAACCUAUUUCUUCACGACCAAACAAACCUUAAUAGAUAUGUUAUACAAAAUGCUAUUUCUUCAACAAAGAAACCGAAGUGGAAUUCAAACAUUCCAAAUUCAAUUGCGAACUCACAUUCGUCAUCUUCUUUGUCUAACCAGUUUAUGCAGACCAAAUUACAUCACCAAUAUGCCUUGAAUCAAAUUCGAAGUAAACAUAUUCGUGCUGAAGAGACAUUUAAGCAGUCUACAACAGAGUGGCUGGAAAACCAUAGUUUAAAGGCGAAACAGUUGACAAUACACGACUUCGUUGCGAUGGGUAGAAUUCCAGAAAGUAGAAUGCGAAAAUUUUCUGCAAUUUCAAAAAUAACAAUGGACCAAAUUGUUGACGAAUUCAAACAAAAUCCUGCAUCACAUCUGGAAUAUGACAUAAAGCAGCUCAAUGAAUUUGAAUGUGGUCUGCAUGAGUCCAUCUAUUCCUACAUGAACAGAAUCAAGUGGUUGAUGAGGGAUACUAGAAAGAUAUUUGGCUUGGUUCGCGGAGAACAUGUUGGACUUUUAUUAGAUGGUUCAGAUGCAAAUUUAGGAUUUAAUCGAGAUAAACAAUUUAAAAAGCAUUUAAUCGAGUUCAUAAAUGAACAGUUGAACGUAGAAAAGUUGAAAACAUUGUAUGUAGCAAGUUAUGGAACGCAUAUCAAUUCGUUGUGGCCAUAUCCAAUGAGUGUUAACACACGCACAAUUGAUGAAUUAAAAUUUUUUAUCAAGGAACAAUUGGUUCCAUCUGGUGGAUCAAACUUACUGAAUGGUAUAAAACACAUGAUUAUGUAUGGUAGGAAACAACUGGAUGUUAUCAUCAUAAUAUGCGGUAGUUGUCCAGAUCAGCCUACACCAUUUAUUCUUCAGUAUUUAGAGCAAAUACUAGUUGGUUUCAACCUACCUCGACUGCAUCUGGUUGCUUAUGAUUGUCAAAACCCUGAAGUGAACCAGUUAUUAGCUCAAAUGGCUACGAUAAAACGAGACUUCAUUUACCAUUGCUAUGUAUCUGACAACGAAUCAGCCGUGUACACAAGUGAUGAAAUCGCUCGUCUUUUGAAAGAAGUUCAUGAUGCACAGAUUAGACCAUUUUUUGACAUGAACUGA